Molecule: messenger RNA, 7734 nt
Organism: Triplophysa rosa
Lineage: Eukaryota; Metazoa; Chordata; Actinopteri; Cypriniformes; Nemacheilidae
Product: voltage-dependent T-type calcium channel subunit alpha-1I-like
Exons: 33
Coding region: 450-6113 (1887 amino acids)
Biological process (GO): positive regulation of calcium ion-dependent exocytosis; sodium ion transmembrane transport; membrane depolarization during action potential
Cellular component (GO): neuron projection; voltage-gated calcium channel complex; voltage-gated sodium channel complex
Molecular function (GO): voltage-gated sodium channel activity; low voltage-gated calcium channel activity
Source: RefSeq, a predicted model, not a curated record
CGCGCGCUCAGGUGAUGCAACAGCCUCCAGAACCCACGCGAAGCACGCCGCGAUGUCUGUGAAUGUUUGCAGCUGUAGGAGAAUCUCACAUGAAGCUCAGCGGAGCUGGAGAAAGUGCGCGCGCAUCUGAGGAAUCCGCGCGCGUCCUCGAGCAUCAUUCCUGAAUCCCGCUCACCUGCAGACUGAAGACGUUCCCACAGACACACACGUGUGUGAGACACGAAGAGCGCGCGCGGACAGAUUGAGUUUCUUAUGUGGAUUCUGGAGGAAGAGUUUCCACAGAGCUUCUCUGUGUUUAUUUGCAUUGAUUAACACACUGGAGAGAAAUAAAACACAUUUCACUGGACAUCUCUUCCUCAUCUGAGGCGGGACGGCGUAUCACGAGACCUGCACGCGCAUCUCCCCGCGCGUUCAUCUUUAAUGACAGAAAUCACGACGGGUCCAGAGCCAUGACAUCAGAGGGUCCCGCUGCAGUGGGGGCGGAGCCACACGUGGACCUGUCUGCCUCUCCCGGCUGGUAUCAGCCUGUUGAGCAGGAAGAGGCGGGGCCAAGAGAGCGGAGAGAGGAAGUGGGCGAUGACGUCAGCAGUGAGUUAAGCGAUGUGGUUGUUCUGUACCCGGAGAUAGCUCCCAUCGUCUUCUUCUGUCUCAAGCAGAGCACCUGCCCGCGCAGCUGGUGUAUUCGACUGGUGUCCAGCCCGUGGUUCGAGCGGGUCAGUAUGCUGGUGAUUCUGUUAAACUGCGUGACGUUGGGAAUGUUUCAACCCUGCGAGAACAUGGACUGCUCAUCUGAACGCUGUCAGAUUCUACAGGUGUUUGACGCCUUCAUCUACGUCUUCUUUGCUCUGGAGAUGGUGGUGAAGAUGCUGGCUCUGGGAAUCUUCGGCCGGUGCUGUUAUCUGGGCGACACAUGGAACAGACUGGACUUCUUCAUUGUCAUGGCAGGGGUGGUGGAGUAUUCACUGGAUCUUCAGAACAUCAAUCUGACAGCCAUCAGGACCGUGAGAGUCUUGAGACCUCUGAAGGCCAUUAACAGAGUUCCCAGUAUGCGUAUUUUAGUGAAUCUGUUGUUGGACACACUGCCGAUGUUGGGGAACGUGCUGCUCUUGUGUUUCUUUGUCUUCUUCAUCUUCGGGAUCAUUGGUGUACAGCUGUGGGCGGGGCUUCUGCGGAACCGCUGUUACCCGGAGGAAAACUUCACACUGUCGACGGGCGUGUCACUUCCUGCUCAGUACUACUCACUGGAUGAGGAAGACGAGAGGCCCUUCAUCUGUUCUCUGUCGCAGGAUAAUGGCAUCAUGUCGUGCGGUGACGUGCCGGCUCGUCGUGUGGCCGGACAUCAGUGUUGUCUGGAUGUAGAUGAUGUUGUUCAUCAUCAGACGCUGGGCCUGACCACUGAACCCUUCCUGAACACCAGCGCUCUCAUUCCUGGACUCUGUGUCAACUGGAAUCAAUAUUACACACGCUGCAGCACGGGUCACAAAAACCCACACAAAGGAGCUAUCAACUUUGACAACAUCGGAUACGCCUGGAUCGUCAUAUUUCAGGUCAUAACUCUGGAGGGUUGGGUGGAAAUCAUGUAUUAUGUCAUGGACGCACAUUCCUUCUACAACUUCAUUUAUUUUAUUCUGCUUAUUAUAAUUGGCUCUUUCUUCAUGAUAAACUUGUGUUUGGUCGUCAUAGCAACACAGUUUUCGGAGACCAAACAGCGUGAGCAUCAGUUGAUGCAGGAGCAGCGUGCCGCGUGUCUGUCCUCCAGCACUCUGGCUGAACCCGGCGACUGUUACGAGGAAAUCUUUCAGCUCGUCCAUCACGUCCUGCGCAAGAGCCGCCGGCGCAUCGCCACGUUCUGUACAGCUCUCUGUCACACACCACCGCAGAGAACAUCAGCUCACCGCAAACACCACAUCAACGGAGGACAGAUCCUCCAGCACGAUAGAGUGACACCUGCUGCCUCAGCAGCCAAUCAGCAGCCAGAGGAGGGAGGGGCUGAUGAGAGUGUGGAGGGGGCGUGUCAGGGGCGGGGUCUUGAGCUGUGGAUGGAGAUGAGAGUGAAACUGUGGGCGAUCGUGGAGAGUAAAUACUUCAACAGAGGCAUCAUGAUCGCCAUCCUCAUCAACACAAUCAGCAUGGGCAUAGAACACCACCAGCAGCCAGAAGAGCUGACUAAUGUUCUGGAGAUCUGUAACAUCGUGUUCACCAGUAUGUUUGCUCUGGAGAUGAUGUUGAAGCUCACGGCGUUCGGCUGUUUUCAUUACCUGCGUAAUCCCUACAACAGUUUUGAUGGAAUCAUUGUGAUCAUCAGUGUGUGUGAGAUCAUGGGGCAGUCUGACGGCGGUCUGUCAGUGCUCAGGACGUUCCGGUUGUUGCGUGUUCUGAAGCUGGUUCGGUUUAUGCCGGCGUUACGCAGACAGCUGGUGGUUCUGAUGAAGACUAUGGACAAUGUGGCCACGUUCUGCAUGCUGCUGAUGCUCUUCAUCUUCAUCUUCAGUAUUCUGGGGAUGCAUAUCUUUGGCUGUAAGUUCAGUCUUAAAACAGACACUGGAGACACAGUACCAGACCGGAAGAACUUUGAUUCUCUGCUGUGGGCGAUCGUCACUGUGUUUCAGAUUCUGACGCAGGAGGACUGGAAUGGAGUGUUGUAUAAUGGGAUGGCCUCCACGUCUCCUCUGGUUGCUCUGUAUUUUGUGGCUCUCAUGACGUUUGGGAAUUACGUUCUGUUCAAUCUGCUGGUGGCCAUACUGGUGGAGGGCUUUCAGGCUGAGGGAGAUGCCAAUCACUCAUACACAGAUGAUGACCGCUCGUCCUCUGAUGGCAGCGAGAAACAGAAAGAUUCGCUCACAUUCUCUGAUCCUAAACUCUCCUCUCUCACAGCUAAUGGUCAUCUUGAGUUGACACCACUGGCUGAAGGAAAGAGCCGGACGAGUUUUUCUGAGGAGAAUCACAGGAGUCGACCCAUUAGUCUGUGCAGGAGAUCUUCAUCUCUGCGUCACAGCCGCAGUUUUCAUUAUCACCACUGGGGGCGUCCUCCUCCUCAGCCGUCCUGGAGUCGGCGGUGCAGUUGGAACAGCGCGGGUCGGUCUGCUCGAGGUCUGAGGUCAGCGGGAGGGAUCGGGGGCAGUUUAAGGGUUUGUGGUGUUCACUCACAUCCCACCGAACACGAGACGCUUCUGCCUCAUCCUCCGUUCCUGUCACGGCGAAACCGCCGGGCUCUCUCGCUGGAGCUCCCUGAACCCCUGCAGCGCCCCCCUCUGCUCAGGAAGAAGAGCGUCUCAGCGGAGCAUCACGACUGUAACGGGAAGGGCCCGGGACCUCAGGGACCGCUGCUCGGAGACGUUUAUCCUCAGCUCAAUGUCCGUAAAGACAAGAGUGACCUGGAUGAAGACACAGAAUAUAGUCUGUUUUCUCGUGUGCAGAAGAUGAUGGAGGUGUAUCGUCCAGACUGGUGUGAGACCAGAGAUGAUUGGUCCAUUUACUUAUUUUCCCCUCAGAACAAGUUUCGGCUGCUGUGUCAGAUGAUUAUUGCUCAUAAGCUGUUUGAUUAUGUGGUUCUUUCUUUCAUCUUCCUCAACUGCAUCACUGUAGCACUAGAGAGACCCAGAAUCCAUCAGGGCAGCCUGGAGCGAGUCUUCCUCACCAUCUCCAACUAUGUUUUUACCGCAAUCUUUGUGGCCGAGAUGACAGUGAAGGUGGUGUCUAAGGGUUUGUAUCUGGGCGAGCGAGCAUAUCUGCGCAGCAGCUGGAACAUUCUGGACGGUUUUCUUGUCUUUGUGUCUUUGAUUGACAUUGUGGUGUCAAUGACGGGCGGAGCAAAGAUUCUGGGCGUGCUGCGGGUUCUCAGACUGUUGAGGACAUUGCGCCCUCUCAGGGUGAUCAGUCGAGCUCCAGGACUCAAGCUGGUGGUGGAAACACUCAUCACAUCCCUGAAGCCCAUCGGGAACAUUGUUCUCAUCUGCUGUGCCUUCUUCAUCAUCUUUGGCAUUCUGGGAGUUCAGCUCUUCAAAGGAAAGUUUUAUUACUGUGUUGGUUUGGAUGUGAAAAACAUCACGAAUAAGUCCGACUGUCUCUCUGCUAACUACAGAUGGGUUCAUCACAAGUACAACUUUGACAACCUGGGUCAGGCUCUGAUGUCACUGUUUGUGUUGGCAUCUAAAGAUGGAUGGGUAAAUAUCAUGUAUCACGGCCUGGAUGCUGUCGGGAUCGACCAGCAGCCCGUGACCAAUCACAACCCCUGGAUGCUGCUGUACUUCAUCUCUUUCCUCCUCAUCGUCAGUUUCUUUGUGUUGAACAUGUUUGUGGGUGUGGUGGUGGAGAACUUUCACAAGUGCCGUCAGCAUCAGGAGGUGGAGGAGGCCAGACGCAGAGAGGAGAAACGACUUAAGAGGAUGGAGAAGAGGAGACGCAACAAUAAUCACCACCGUCCGAUCGCACGAAACUCAUCCACACACAGUCUGCACAAAGUCAAUGAAUGUGUGUGUGUCAUGAGUUGUGUUGUGUGUGUUUGUCUUCAGGUGGGGAAUCUGGGUUUACUCUUCGUUCUCUUGUUCUUCAUCUACGCAGCGCUCGGGGUCGAGCUGUUUGGAGAGCUGGUGUGUAACGUGGAUUAUCCGUGUGAAGGGAUGAGUCGUCACGCCACCUUUGAGAACUUUGGCAUGGCGUUCCUCACGCUCUUUCAGGUGUCUACGGGAGAUAACUGGAAUGGUAUAAUGAAGGACACGUUACGUGAAUGUCCGGCGGGUGACAGCGACUCGUGUAACUCCAGUCUUCAGAUCAUCUCGCCCAUGUACUUCGUGAGUUUCGUGCUGACGGCUCAGUUUGUUCUCAUUAAUGUGGUGGUGGCCGUGCUGAUGAAACAUCUGGACGACUCAAAUAAAGAAGCUCAGGAAGAUGCUGAGAUGGAGCUGGAGCUGGCUCAGGGCGCUCUGUGCUGUAUGGGACGUGCGGACCGCAUCACCGCCGCCGACGGAGGAGAGAAAGCGGAAGGUGGACGCAAACACACCGCCACCAUCCACACACAUGUGAACCAGAGCGACGACCCACAGGAAACGCAUCAUCAGAGGAAACUCUACUCACCCGCACAGGAGAGUCAGUGGUUGGAGAGCGUGUCUCUGCUCAUGAAGGAUUCUCUGGAUGGAGAAUUACAGAUGAUUGAUAAUCUAUCAGGAUCUGUGUUCCAUCAUUACUGCUCUCCACCAAUCAGACGAGACCUCAGGAGCCAAUCAGGACAGAUUCAUUUGGCAGAGGUUGAACAAACAUCUCUGAUGUCAGAGCAGAUGGCCGAUGACGAUGAUGAUGACAUCAUCAGUCUGAGUGAUCACCUCACACACUCUCCGGGUGAUGAGAGGAGCAGUGAGUCUCACAGCACUCAAGAGGUCGUGAGCAGCAGAUUUUGUCUGAUGAGUGAGACAGUGUUCAGCCGUGAGAGAGACAGGCAGAAUCAGGAUCAUCACAGAGAUGGAGAUGGCCGAGCAUCUUCAGCGGUCUUUCAUCUCCCGGCCGAGUUCUUCCACCCCACCACAGCUGCCAUUCCUCAGGGAAGCCCCGCCUCCGGGCCGGCACAGGUGGGCUCCAGACACGCCUCUCCAGCGUCGUGGGCUUCUCUCAGGUCUCCAGGUGCCAACAGUCGGAUGAUGAGUCCACAGCACUCGAUCAACGCUAACUCUGACAGUUCUGGGAGUCUACAGACUAUGCUGGAGGAGUGCGUCCCCCCGUCAGGAGACCAGACGAUCCCCUUGAUGUGCCCCGCGCCCCCUCCAGAGCUCACACAGAGCAGACGUGAUGACAGCACAAACCUGAACCGGACCCGACCGCACGCUGCCGAUCCGUCUGAUGAGACUGGAGGACCCGAUCGAGUGUUUGAUAGUGAACAUCACUCAGAUGCUUUGAGUAGUUUCUCUUUGACCUCUUUAUUCCCUCAUGACUCGCUGGCGUCCCCGCUGGCCAAGAAGUGCUACAGCACUGGAAGUUUAACACUUGUGAGGAAUAAAGACCGCAGGCGGGUUUAUAGAGCGGAUCAACAGAACGCGGAGUACUGGACUGAAGCGUCAGGUGAGGAGAGAGAGACUCAGUCUGCUGCUGCUGUGAAGACCUGCGCUAGAUGUCCGUUAUCGUAAAAACAGAUGAAACAGAACGCUCGUGGGGUGAUGCUGAAUGCGUGUUUCUGUUGAGCGUGUGCUGUUGUCUCGAGCAAAGUUUACACUUUAAGAUUCAGUCACGUUUUGACUUCCCUCUUGAAAAUAAACUAGGGUUUAAGUGAUAUUACCAGGCUUUCAUUUGUGUUACCAUAGUUUACUACAUAGUUUACUAGUAUCAGGGUUAAUAACUGUAGUAAAGACAUGGUUGGUAAAAAAAUGUAUAUCUGUGUGGAAGUCUAAUGUGUGCGAAAGGUGAUGAACCUCAUGGCAUCAUGAAUAAAAAACUAUUUGCAGAAUCUCCAGUGGCUCCUCGCUGCAGAACGCCAGAUCCAGGGGGCGAGGUUGGAUCCAGAUCCAGUCUCCUCCCAUUGCAUUGUGAUUGGUCGACACUGAAUCCAGUCUCCAAUUGCAUUGUGAUUGAUCGACACUGGACCCAGUCUCCUCCCAUUGCAUUGUGAUUGAUCGACACUGGACCCAGUCUCCUCCCAUUGCAUUGUGAUUGGUCGAAACUGGACCCAGUCUCCUCCCACUGCGUCUUGAUUGAUCGAUUAGUGGACACCUCAUACUCGUGUUGUUGCCCUGCAUUAAGUCAUUACUAAAGUUAAUAAUUUGACAGAAAAACAAACUUGCUGAAGACAAACUUUAUUAACGUGUUUUUAAUGACAUAUUUUAUUAGGUUUAGGGUAAGGGUUUGUGUUAACAUAUUUAACUGUGAUCAUUACUUACAGGCGUACACUAAGUUAUGAUUACAUUGAUAAGAGCAAACGUUGGCAACCAUGGGUUGCAACUUUGCAACUAAGUAUAUAAAGUGGGAGGUGUCGGACCUGGAUCCAACCAUGCAUGGAUGUCGUGUUCUGCAGUGAGGACCGUCUCAGAAACUCAGGUCAGAGAAAGAUGUUUUACUGAUAAUUCUUUAAAAUCAGCCGCAAGUUCAAAUCAACCAAAAUCCAAGCUAAAGUCACACAUGGAUGUGUUUCAGUGUUGAAGUGAAUGACGUGAGCUGUAGUUUCAGAUAAUAAUGCAUGAGAGAUAAAGUGUAAAGAUGACGGACGUCUUUACAUAAACGUGUAAUUUAAUUCUACUUUUUUACGUGACGUCUUCCUCUGUCUUCCACUUUGUAUUUUGUACAAGUGUCUCUGUCUGAGGUUUAUAUCACGUGUGCGAUUUCUCUUGAAGAACCUCAGAACCCUGGAAGCCAGUUCUCUUCUGUCUCAGUGCGGCUUCAGGGUUUUACUUCAGUUUAUUACACAACGAGAGUGUAGUGGACAUGAACAUGAACUCUCUCUUCAGAUGACGCUGAGUGAAUCAACAUUAAUCAUGUAGCUGAAUGAUAACACGUGUGUUUGUAUAAAUGCAGGAGACUCUCUCACCAUCACACGCCGAGCGUCUCUCUCUGUGAGAAGAUGCUGAAAUGAUUUUGUUUCUCAUUUGCACAGCUGAUUUGUUCUUGAAGGACUCUUAGAGGUUUUCAGAGCACAGAAUUUGCAUGAUUGGAGUUAAAGUGACUUGAUGUGUCCUUAAUGUCGUCAAUCCUGGUGUUAGAUUAAAUCUCACAUCACUUCUGACGGAUGUAGCCAAUAAAUCACACAUUUAUUUUCAA